Arachis ipaensis is the source of this 858-nucleotide messenger RNA. Its product is annotated as Ribosomal L5P family protein. The record is from RefSeq and is a predicted model, not a curated record. Gene Ontology annotation, biological process: translation. Gene Ontology annotation, molecular function: structural constituent of ribosome. Gene Ontology annotation, cellular component: ribosome. NCBI's taxonomy places the organism in Eukaryota, Viridiplantae, Streptophyta, Magnoliopsida, Fabales, Fabaceae.
UUCCGUUUUCUCAUGGAACAAGGCAUGGAUUGCUGUCUGUGAAGGCCUCUGAUUCUGGUGCUGCGGUGCUCGUUGACAAGUCCGAAGCAGAGACUGUUCAUCGUCUCAAAACUACGUACAAAGACAAAAUUGUUCCUUUGCUCAUGGAGGAGUUCAAUUACACCAAUAUCCACCAGGUGCCGAAGAUCGAGAAAAUUACAGUUAACUGCGGUAUUGGUGAUGCUGCACAAAAUGCAAAGGGUUUGGAAGCAGCAAUGAAUGAUCUGGCUCUGAUCACAGGGCAGAGACCGAUUAAGACUCGGGCUAGGGCUUCUGUUGCCACCUUCAAGAUUAGGGAAGGUCAACCACUUGGGAUAGCCGUGACACUCAGAGGAAAGGUCAUGUACAACUUCCUAGACCGAGUUAUCAACUUAGGACUUCCUAGGACAAGAGAUUUUCAAGGUCUGAACCCCAACAGCUUUGAUGGCAAUGGGAACUACAGCGUCGGCGUUAAGGACCAGGGUGUGUUCCCGGAGAUCAAAUACGACGCUGUUGGCAAACCUAGGGGAAUGGAUAUCUGCAUAACGACAACGGCUAAAACCGAUCAAGAAGCGCAAAAGUUGUUAGUUCUUAUGGGCAUGCCAUUCAGAGAGGGAGGUGGUCCUGCCUCUACAAUGCGCAAGAAGAAGCUCAAGUCUCAUCAUUUUGAUCCAAAAGCAAAGGGAAGAGCAAGGAAGUAAAUAUUGUGUUGUAUACUUUGUUUAAUUUAGAUGUAAUAAUAUUCUUGAUUCUUUUUGUAAGAGGUAUGCCAUAUGAUUAUGUAGAUCAUGGUUGCUAACUUAAUUUCGGUUAAAUUCGAGGAUUUUUAUUUAUUACUAG